AUGGCAUUUGCCCUGAAAUUCCUCCAGUGGUUCGUCCGAGGCGUCCAGUUCGGUUCAUCGGCCCUCAUCCUCGGCAUAUAUUCCUACUUCCUUGCGACACUCCACAAUCAUGACCUUCCCAUAGCAACUUCUAUUCGCGCUGUCGAGGGUAUUUCCGGCGCCGCAACGCUAUACACCCUCAUAGGACUGCUUCUGCUAUGCUGCUUGGCAGGUCAUGCCUUUACCUCCUUCAUCGCCAUCGUCCUUGACGUCGCCUUCAUUGGUGCGUACAUUUACGUCGCCGUCGCCAACAAAGAUGGCGCCAAUUCCUGCUCCGGCUUCGUCAACACUCCCUUCGGCGACGGCCCUGCAGACGGAGAGCCUACCAACACCGGAAGUGAUGGCUGGACUCACCUCCCCAGCCUGCGUACUGCUUGCAAGCUGCAGACUGCUUGCCUGGCUGUCUCCAUUGUCGCAAUUAUCUUCUUUAUCAUCUCUAUCCUAGUCGAGGUCGCACUCGCCCGCCAUCAUCGCAAGGAAAAGCGUUUUGGUCCUAGCCCCAAGAACAACUACACUUCUGGUUCCGGCUCUCGAGGAGGCUUCCUCAGCAGUUUCCGCCGUCGUGGCCGCCAGGAUACUGUCACUAACGACAACACGCUCCCUGUCCACACCACCCCCGAUCAGGUCCGUAACAGCUAUGCCACCGAGACUACCGCUGUCGGCCAUGACAACGGAUACCCCAAGUAUGAAGGUACCUACGGCAAUACCGCCACUAACGGCUACGGCCACGGCCAUGAAACCGGCACCACGCAGCCUCCUCAUGGCUAUCACUACAACGAUGGUACUUACGACAGAGUCUAA
Messenger RNA from Colletotrichum truncatum, 840 nucleotides. RefSeq lists its product as uncharacterized. NCBI's taxonomy places the organism in Eukaryota, Fungi, Ascomycota, Sordariomycetes, Glomerellales, Glomerellaceae. The record is from RefSeq and is a predicted model, not a curated record.